Molecule: messenger RNA, 6150 nt
Organism: Corythoichthys intestinalis (scribbled pipefish)
Lineage: Eukaryota; Metazoa; Chordata; Actinopteri; Syngnathiformes; Syngnathidae
Gene: hmgcs1
Product: 3-hydroxy-3-methylglutaryl-CoA synthase 1 (soluble)
Exons: 10
Coding region: 169-1716 (515 amino acids)
Biological process (GO): acetyl-CoA metabolic process
Molecular function (GO): hydroxymethylglutaryl-CoA synthase activity
Source: RefSeq, a predicted model, not a curated record
AUCCUGUCAUCCGAUUGGUCGAACAUUCUCUAUGUGUAGACAUAGGUUACGCUUCCAUGUCAUCCCCGUACAUAAAUACGCUUCUGCCCGGGCUGCUCUAACUCUAAAGGUGCUAGUUUUGAUACGAGUCCAAACAAAAUCCAACUCCUGGCGUUUCACUCAAACAGAAUGCCUGGUUCUGCCUCUACCAACUGCCUGGGGCCAUGGCCCAAAGAUGUGGGUAUCAUUGCCAUGGAACUGUACUUUCCAUCCCAGUAUGUGGACCAAGCUGAACUAGAACAGUUUGAUGGAGUUGCAGCUGGCAAAUACACAAUAGGCUUGGGUCAAGCCUGCAUGGGGUUCUGCUCAGACUGUGAGGAUAUCAACUCCCUUUGCCUGACAGUGGUCCAACGGCUGAUGGAGAAGAACGGCCUCUCCUAUGAUUCGAUAGGGCGUUUGGAAGUUGGCACUGAGAGCAUUAUUGAUAAGUCCAAGUCUGUGAAAACGGUCCUCAUGCAACUCUUUGAGGACUCUGGCAAUACCGACGUAGAGGGCAUCGACACUACGAACGCCUGUUAUGGUGGCACGGCGGCACUCUUCAAUGCUGUGAACUGGGUUGAGUCCAGCUCAUGGGAUGGGCGCUAUGCUUUGGUUGUAGCUGGAGACAUUGCUGUUUACGCCUCAGGAAGUGCCAGACCUACGGGCGGUGCUGGUGCCGUGGCAAUGCUCAUUGGGCCCAACGCUCCUUUGGCCUUUGAACGAGGCCUGCGUGGAACCCACAUGCAGCAUGCGUAUGACUUCUACAAACCUAACCUCAUGUCAGAGUAUCCAGUGGUGGAUGGCAAGCUGUCUAUUGAGUGCUACCUGAGUGCCUUGGACCGCUGCUACUCUGUGUACCGGAAUAAGAUACAUGCUCAGUGGCAAAGAGAAGAUUCAGAGAAGCGCUUUUCUUUGGAGGACUUUGGCUUUCUCGUCUUCCACUCGCCAUAUUGCAAGCUGGUGCAAAAGUCUCUAGCCAGAUUGAUGCUGAAUGACUUCCUGAACCACCCCUGCCCAAACACUGAAACGGGGCCCUUUAGUGGCCUCGAAGCUUUCAGAGACGUCAAGCCAGAGGAAACCUACUUUGACCGAGAUGUUGAGAAGGCCUUCAUGAAAGCCAGUGCCGACUUGUUUGAGAGAAAAACCAAGCUGUCCUUGCUCAUAUCCAACCAGAAUGGCAACAUGUAUACACCCUCUGUCUACGGCUGCUUGGCAUCUGUCAUUGCGCAGCACACAUCAUCACAGUUGGCAGGUCAGAGGAUUGGAGUUUUCUCCUAUGGAUCUGGAUUUGCUGCAACUCUUUAUUCUCUCAGGGUCUCACAGGACCACACGCCUGGUUCUGCUCUUGACAAACUUAUCAGUAGCAUGAGUGACCUCAAAGUUAGGCUGGAGUCGAGGAGGAAAGUUUCACCUGAUGUAUUCUCAGAAAACAUGAAGCUCAGAGAAGAAACCCAUCACCUAGCCAGUUACGUCCCUCGUGGCUGUGUGGAGGACCUAUUUCCAGGUACUUGGUACUUGACACGAGUCGAUGAGAAACACCGCAGGGAAUAUGCCAGGAGACCUCUGGACAGCGACUUGCCCUCAGAACCAGAACGUAUUCGCUCCAGCACUGGCACUGAGCACAUCCCAAGUCCAGCCAAGAAGAUGCCACGCAUUCCUGUCACCAAUUCCAACGCUGACACCGGCGUCAGUAACUGAGCAACUUCCUCAUGGUCCAGUGAUUUGGAAACGGUGCAAAAACUAGCGCUCAAAAGGCCAACGUGUCGCAGCGGAGUUUGCGGAUGCUGCCUCUUAACUUGUCCAUCCUGUCCGACAUCUAUAAAGAGCUGACCAUAUAUGUUGGAGAUAAACAAUGGUUGUUAGGAAAAGUUCAUUUUAUAAUGCACAUUUUAAAUGUUUUAAUUUGAGUGCAGACAUUACCAUUACAUACAAGAGAAAAGCAAAUCUAUUUGGAAUUUAGAUUCAAAAUUUUAUGUUUAGAUGUUUAAGUUGGCACUGAUAUUCUAGUCUUACCGUUCUUUUCCGACACGACAUUCGGAACGCAUUUAUCUGUUAAUUAGAAUGAAAACUAACCUACACAUUUUUUUCCCCAAAGACAAAAUGGUCUUUAAUCAGUUUCUAGUUGCAUUAUUAUCAUACUUUACGAUACAGGUAGUCCCCGGGUUACGACGUACUCGACAAUGCCGGAGUCUCGUCCGCCAUUUUGUCUCCAGUCUUAUAUUUUUUGCACAAACAGUACCUAAUUGUACCUCACAGUAUCUUAUUUUUUACUUAACUUUAUUAACAUGACUUGUUUGGUCCUUGCUAAAAGUGACGUUGUUCAGCUUGACAGACUGCAAACAAACAAUAAAACACUCGACACAAAAUGAUUAGUGUUCAAACAUCCAUCUAGUCUGAUCAAUAUGUAAAUUUAGUCGAUUAAAUUAGCCUAAUUUGCCUCACAAAAGUCGGCUAGCUUAAAUGCUACGAAUGCUAACACAUAGACUUCACUAUCAGUUGACGGGGUUCAGGGCUGAUCCAUAGGUCGCCUAUUUUCAAAACCUUAAAAUUCAAAAUAUUUUCUAAACUGAAGCCGCUAGCAACCUAAAACCAAAACAGGGAGGUACCCCUUAGGUAUAUAUGAGCCUCCAUGGGCAGUGACAUGAAAAAAUUCAAAGUCGUUCCCUCAAAAUUCUGAUUAUUGUUCAUACAAGUAUAACAAAACUUAAAAUGGCUAUAAAAUUCUCAAAUUUUAAAAUCACCUAAUGACCUAAUCACCUCAAUAGCAAUAUUUAACAUACAAGUUUUUGCCCAAAAUAGCAACUUAAUUUUGUUUUUUUAAUUUAGUGCAAGUUUUCCACGGCUAGUGAAUCACUCAAUUUCCAAAUCAGAAACUUGAGGAAAGCAUGCAGAAUUACUAUCUUAAUUUUACUAAGGAAAAGCAAAAUUGGCAUUUUUCUUUAUACAAGCACAACUUAUUUACCGGAACGUUGAAUUCCGCUAUUGUGUGGAGAUACAAAAACCAACAAGGCAGCCGUCACAAAACAAAGAGCUUUUUAAGUUGAAAGUUAAGAGUAAAUAAACGCGUAAAUCGCGGAAUUUUUACAGAUAUGAACGUAAAACAGUCUAGAUUCUUGGUUAAAAGCAAAAAAAUGGACAGUUAUUUUUCAUUUUACGUAACCAUUUCAAGCAAAGCAAAACUAUUGUGUAAUCCAACAUGGCGGCCGUCACAAAACGAGCUUUUUAAAAUCAAAAAUUCUUGUAAUUAAAUGCUCAAAUUGCGGAAUUUCUAUAGAUAUGAUUGUAAACAGUAGAUUCUUGAUCAAAAGAAAAAAAAAAACUGGCAGUUAUCAUUCAUUUGACGUAAAUAUUUCAAGCAAAAGUAAGGGUAUUGCGUAAUCCAACAUGGCUGUUGUCACGAAACGAGCUUUUUAAGUGGAAAAUUCUUGUAAAUAAAUGCUUACACGGAAUAAUUUCUAUAGAUAUGAACGUAAAACACUCUACACUCUUGGUUAAAAACAAAAAACGGGCGGUUAUUGUUCAUUUUGCGGAAAUAUUUCAAGCAAAAGUUAUGGUAUUGUGUAAUCCAACAUGGCGGCCGUCAUGAAAAACGGCGCUUUUUAAGUUGAAAAUUAGAGUAAAUAAACGCGUAAAUCGCAGAAUUUUUACAGAUGUGAACGUAAAAGUCUAGAUUCUUGGUUAAAAGCAAAAAUAUGGACAGUUAUCAUUCAUUUUAUGUAACCAUUUCAAGCAAAGCAAAACUAUUGUGUAAUCCAACAUGGCGGUCGUCACAAAACAAAGCUUUUUUUUUUAAAUCAAAAAUUCUUGUAAUUAAAUGCUCAAAUUGCGGAAUUUCUUUAGAUAUGAUCGUAAACAGUAAAUUCUUGAUCAAAAGAAAAAAACUGGCAGUUAUCAUUCAUUUGACGUAAAUAUUUCAAGCAAAAGUAAGGGUAUUGCGUAAUCCAACAUGGCUGUUGUCACGUAACGAGCUUUUUAAGUGGAAAAUUCUUGUAAAUAAAUGCUUACACGGCAUAAUUUCUAUAGAUAUGAACGUAAAACACUCUAGACCUUUGGUUAAAAACAAAAAACCCGGCAGUUAUCAUCCAUUUUACGUAAAUAUUUGAAGCUAAAGUUAGGCUAAUUUUUUCCAUUCAUUUCAUUGUAUUCACAAUGUUUCAAAGUGCAUGCAUGAUGCGGAAAAUAAAAUAAUAACCUGAAUCCUCGACCAAAUCACUCUUGAGACACUCCUGCCUGCUUGUAUGCAGUAAAACAUAUAUCCUUUUUUCCCCACCUAAAUCCGGCAUUUGAACGCAGCGAGUGUUUGAGUUUAUCGCAGUGAAAGCCAACUUGACUCUACCUGGGUCCGCCCCCAAUUGGAAGGCGCUGCGCAAUAUUUGCAGGAGCUGUCUAUGAAUUAGCCUAAUUUACCUUACAAAAGUCCGCUAGCUUAAAUGCUACGAAUGCUAACAUAUAAACGACACACAUUUUAACAAUAAAACACUAGACAAAAAAACUAUUGGUGUUCAAACGUUCAUCUAGUCUGAUUAUUAUUAGGGGUGUCAAACGAUUAAAAUUUUUAAUUGAGUUAAUUACAGCUUAAGAAUUAAUUAAUCGUAAUUAAUCGCAAUUCAAACCAUCUAUAAAAUAUGCCAUAUUUUUCUGUAAAUUAUUGUUGGAAUGGAAAGAUAAGAUACAAGAUGGAUAUAUCCAUUCAAUAUAUGGUACAUAAGUACUGUAUUUCUUUAUUAAAACAAUAAAUCAACAAGAUGGCAUUACCAUUAUUAACAUUCUGUUAAAGCGAUCCAUGGAUAGAAAGACUUGUAGUUCUUAAAAGAUAAAUGUUAGUACAAGUUAUAGUAAUAAAAUUUGUAAAAUUUUCAAUCAAAAAAUAAACUAGUAGCCCGCCAUUGUUGAUGUCAAUAUUUACUUACACAAUGCUCAUGGGUGCUGAAACCUAUAAAAUCAGUUGCACCCAAGCACCAGUAGAGGGCGCCAAAACUCCGAAAAACACAAAUACACAUUUCACUGUGCUGUCAUUUAAAUCUGUUUGAGCGGGGCAUUUGUGCGUUAAUUGCGUCAAAUAUUUUAACGUGAUUAAUUUUAAAAAUUAAUUCCCGCCCGUUAACGCGAUAAUUUUGACAGCCAUAAUUGUGAUGUAAAUUUAGUCGAUUGAAUUAGCCUAAUUUUCCUCACAAAAGUCCGCUAGCUUAAAUGCUACGAAUGCUAACAUAUUUACAAUAUUCUAAUCGCUCACAUGUAACCCCACGAACUGUAGCUCUAAACUUAAUUACAAAUGCAUACACAAACAUAUAUUAGCUGAAACAACUUACAGCCUUAUGUGGGCCAAACCAGAGAGCAGCUAUCCUUCGUCCAUGUGAGACGGCUGAGUGCUCCUGUAUUGAAGCGUUAUUGAACGACAAUCCAGCCAGACCCAACGCUGCCACCAGAGGGCAUUGUAUCCUCCAUCAUUAAACAAAAUACAAUACUUUUCUACUUUUGAAUAGUUAUUUUGAAAUGUUCAAGGGUUCAUUCUGACUUAGGCGACUUAGACGGAAACUCGUUUGUUACCCAGGGACUACCUGUAUUUGACUGGAAGCGUGACUCCAAAAACUGAAUUUAAAACUGACAGUGGCAAUCAUCUUACAAGUUCUUUCCUUCAUUAUUGUCUCUCCACUUGUUUUAUUCCUGUUAAAGCUUGAAUAAAAUAUACAGCAUAUAGGCAUAAAUAGUGCUCAGGUAGAGAACAUCAGUCUUGAAAUAAAUGUGGGUGUGGGCGAUUGGUGGACAGGUUGUGGUCAGCUGGGGAUGGGACAGUUCUUGAAAGUCCAGUAUGCCAUUAAGAAGCCUUAUAUUUUGAUGUAUCAAGUGUAAACAAACGAUGUCUCCUUAUGUACAUAUUCUCAAUUGUACAGACAGAUAUGGUGCCUCAACACACGCUGGCAUCCCAAAUGCAGCGUGCCUAUGCUUUGCUAGUGUCUAUACGGUGGCUUGCUGAAUUGGUCACUGAUCUUAAUCAUUUUCAUGGCAAUGUACAGUAAAAGCUGUAAAAUUAUUUAUGCUGUGUAUGUAGAUAGGAGUGAAUGGAAGUUUCAUCGAGAUUAUUUUAGUCAUGCAAUUUCUCUAAACCUAUGGGAAAUAAAAUACUGUAUUCAA